AAUUGUUAACAGUCCUUCAAGUCUAUCGUCAUUAUUAUUCAAAAACUAUGCGUGUUGGACAGGGUAGACUUACAAACUUAGCGCCUAUAAAAAUAUUCCACAACAUCCUAAAAGACAGCAACUGCAAAAGAUGGCCUCUUCAAGGUUUCUGUCCUUCCUAUGCUGUCUCCUUUCCACACAAACUGUGCCUCUGAUCACUCUAGCCCAGCCUGCCAUGUUGUACCAUGACUGUUUACCAGGAAAGGGUAACUACUCAGCCAAUAGUUCCUACCAGGAAAACCUGAAUCAACUUCUCACUUCCAUCUAUACUAACACCGAAAUAGAUUCCGGGUUCUACAAUCUCUCUCAUGGACAAGACCCUGACAAAGUUUAUGCGAAUGGUCUUUGUAGGCCAGAUAUUACGCCUGAAUCAUGCCGUGCCUGCUUAAAAAGUGCUAGUGAAAACCUCACUACGCUCUGUCCAAACUCUACGGAGGCUAUUGGAGGUUCUGAUAACUGCAUGUUGCGGUACACGUAUCGCUCCAUAUUUGGGAUAAUGGAAGGACUACCUUACUUUUUUGUGUAUAGCUUGAAUAAUGUCUCAGAUUUAAUUGUGUUCAAGCAGUCUCGAAGGACCUUGUUAGAUAGGCUGAGAGAUCAAGCUGCAGCGGGCAAUUCUCGUUACAAGUAUGCAACGGGAGACACAGAUGUAUCCAACUCCUCUCAAAAAAUCUAUGCACUCGUGCAGUGUACUCCUGACUUGUCUAAGCAGCAGUGCAGCGACUGCUUGAGUCAGGCCACUGGGUUGCUUUCACAAUGUUGCGAUGAGAGGCAGGGAGGAAGAAUUAUUACACCCAGCUGUAAUUUUCGGUAUGAGAUAAACCUUUUCUACGACCCUGCUGCACUUGGGAAGCCUGAGAAGCUGCCAACAUUACCAGUACCUGCAGCCCAACCAUCUCCACCUCCAACCAGUACUGGAAGAACUGGAAAGGCAAGCAAUAUAGCUCCAACUCUCAUUAUCGGCUCUUUUCCCAUGUUGUUUUUUUUUUAUGCUUUAGCUCGCCAUCCCUCCAUGAUUUUCACUAUUUUCUUCUGAAUACCACCCUGAAAGUUAAGAGGAGGGGACGGCUGAACCUAUUUAUGUGAUUCCAUUUUUAAAAUUGAGGAAAUGUAAUUGUGCUCUCUUCCAUUUACUUUGAAACGAAGUUUAAAAUUAGAAG
Molecule: messenger RNA, 1199 nt
Organism: Hevea brasiliensis (rubber tree)
Lineage: Eukaryota; Viridiplantae; Streptophyta; Magnoliopsida; Malpighiales; Euphorbiaceae
Product: cysteine-rich repeat secretory protein 38
Exons: 2
Coding region: 131-1075 (314 amino acids)
Source: RefSeq, a predicted model, not a curated record